AUGGAAGAGAACGAAAAUCAUAAUAACAAAGAAGAAAAGGACGAUGAUUGUGAUGAUUUUAAAAUUGUUGAUGGCAGAACAUUUAUUAAUAUAAAGGAAUCAUGUGCAUUCUUGCCUGUUGAUUACAAGUCAAUGUCUAAAAUGGAAAUUUUAGAAGUUAUAUCACAACAUAUAUGGAAUAGUAAAUUUUCUCCUCCCGUGAAAGAAAUAUUAGAGAAUGGUGGCGCAUCUGUAAUAGACGUUGGGUGUGGGUCUGCAACUUGGUUAAUGUUCAUGGCGGAGGAAUUUCCAAAGUCAUCAUUUGUUGGAAUUGAUAUAGCAAGUUUGAAAGAUAUCAAAAAAGAAUUACCAACAAAUAUGGCAAUAAUUAAACAUAAUAUACUUGAUGGUCUACCAUUUCCAGAUGACACUUUUGACUUUGUUCAUCAAAAACAUAUGUUUACUGCGCUAAAAAUUGAUCAAUGGCCUUUUGUAAUUGACGAACUGAUACGUAUAACUAAACCUGGUGGUUGGAUUGAAUUUGUGGAAUAUGAACAAAAUCCAUAUUCCUUUGGUCCAUUGGGAGAAAUUUUUUUUGCUGAACUUACAAAACUAUGCAAAUCACGUGGUAUGAAUAUGUCAUGUUGUGAAUCUAUUGAAGAAAAACUAACAAAUUCUGAUAAAAUAAUUGAAAUUAAUCAUCAAGCAAAAAAAUUUCCAUUAAGUGGUCAUGGUAUGGCUGAACCCAUGAGGACUUAUUUCCCAUCAAUUAUUGGAGUUAGUUUAGAAGAGUACGAUGAAAUGAUUAGAAAAUUUAUUUUAGAAAUUAUUAAGUAUAAAACUUAUCUAAAAAGUUCUAGGUAA
This is a messenger RNA of Entrophospora candida, 843 nucleotides long. The record is from the annotation of a GenBank genome assembly. Lineage: Eukaryota; Fungi; Glomeromycota; Glomeromycetes; Entrophosporales; Entrophosporaceae.